AAGAUAAUGCAGAUAGACCAUUCAGUGCAACAUUACGGUUAAGCAGUGUGUUGGAAUCGGAAAGAUGCGUGACGAGAUCGAUAAGCCGCUUGCCAUGGAUAACGCGAUUGCGAAUCUUAUUGCAGCGAUUCGAGAUCAGAUACGCACUAUAAAAGAUGCUUCCAGCGUUGACUCCAUGAAAAGGCUUAAGGAAUUGAGAGCCGAGAACGCUUCCCUGAAGUCCGAGCUAGCAUCUGUUCUCGACAAGAUGCAACAGCCUGCGUUCUCGAUUUUGAACGAACCGUCCAGCACAGAUACAGUGAAAUCUACUGCAAAAAAUAACCGCGGGAAGACGGACAAAGUCUCAACGGAUGGCAUUGACGCGAAGGCCAAGUCGGGGGGUGUUGUUGAGAACCAGCAACCAAAAAUCGCCUCGAAAGGUAAAGGCGUCGGUGAACAGAAGUCUGAAGAAAUUCAUCCUGGAAGAUUGGAUUUUCGCAUAGGGAAAAUUGUUUCGUGCGAGCGUCACCCCGAUGCGGAUUCUCUGUACGUGGAAAAAAUUGACCUGGGAGAGUCUGCUCCGCGGACCAUUGUUUCUGGCUUGGUGAAGUACGUGCCAAUUGAAGAAAUGCGCGAUAGAAUGGUGGUUGUACUCUGCAAUUUGAAGCCCGCUAAAAUGCGUGGGGUGACUUCUGAGGGAAUGGUCAUGUGUGCUUCAACCCCGGAUAAAGUGGAGAUUCUUUCGCCCCCGGAGACCGCAUCGACUGGAGACUUGAUAACCUUCGCGGGUUAUUCUCGGAAUCCAGAUUCUGUUUUGAAUCCAAAAAAGAAAGUUUGGGAGUCGUUGAUGCCUGAUUUCCGUACGGGCAGUGACCUUAUCGCCAAAUUCAAAGACGUCCCGUUUGAAGUAGUUGGAAAAGGAGUUGUCAAAGCUCCGAGUUUAUUGAAUGUUCAAAUCAAGUGAAAAUCCAGGAAUUUAUGAUGAGCACACUUUUGAAUGUUCUUUGGGAAUUUCACUUUAGAGCGCUAGCCAAUGUUUGAUUUUUUUCGAAGGUUGCACAAAAAAUAUUUUUUGGUGCCUGGUCGCACUGCUUCGUUCGAGGUUUGCGAUGAACGGAAACCAUACCGAAAAAGCUUCGUCAGGUGCAGAAUUGGGCGAAAACCUUGCAAGUCUCAUACAUGAUUUGAGUCCUGGACAGACGCAAGACACCAUGAGGAUUCUUUGCACGACGAUUACGACUAAAUGUCGCGAUGAAGACUGCCUUAGAGAUUGCGUCGAAGUGCUUCAUCUGAAGUGCUUGGAAAACAGAGAUUUUGGUCGAAAAUUUGCACAGCUUUGUGCCAAAAUUCAAGGCUUCCAAGUAGGAAGCGUGAAUUUCCGUGGAUUGAUACUGGAUCGUUUUCAAUUGGACUUCCAAGCUCGAGGACUUACACGUGAUAAGUCUUAUGCGAAGUAUCUGAACUCCAUCGCUCUUUUGUACGAAGUGUUGGUUGAAAUGCGCAUGGUGAACGGAUCACCUGUUCCCGUUCUUGUGAGCGCAGCGUCAGACUACCUCUUCAAUUUUAUCGAUGAUUUUGCAACAGAAGAUUCGAUUAUGGAAUGCUGUCGACAGGUUCAGCGUGCCGGUGAAAUGAUUCAAAAGCAACAACCUGAGGUGUUCGAAAAAUUUUUGGUGGCUGUGAAGACGAAGCUCAUUGAUGGCCAGCGUUUGACGAAUGUUUCGCGGGCUUGUCUUGUUUGCAUUUUGGACUUCGCGUCACGCGACUUCAAACCGUUUAAAAUCAAUGAGUUGUCCGUUGAAUUGUAUAGCAAGAAAGGCGUUCCGUUGGCUGCUUUUGGUUUUUGUAAGAAACCGGAGACGGCGACCGUCUCACGAAGAAGUGAAAGGGUAAUUUACCAACCUCCUCACGUGAAACACGGGAUGACUGAGCCUUCUGUUCCGUUGAUGAAAGACUUUGAGCAAGCAAUGACAAAUAACUUCCUUGUUGAUAACUGA
Molecule: messenger RNA, 1976 nt
Organism: Notodromas monacha
Lineage: Eukaryota; Metazoa; Arthropoda; Ostracoda; Podocopida; Cyprididae
Source: the annotation of a GenBank genome assembly